CGCCCUUUCUACUGACGACAUGGACUGGAUUGAACCCUCUCGAGCCUUUUCGCUGAGAUGGUCCAUCUCAGGUCUCGCAUUGGACCCCCAUCCGAUCUUGAUUAUUCAUAGUCUGGGAGGAGAGAUCUAGCCGCCGAAUGCUACAUUUCCCGGUACCGAGGCCGACGGGUCCACCGGCAUCCCCUUGGCGGGCAUCUCCGGAACCGGCCUACGACCAAGCAUCACCUACUCGCUCUUCUUCAUCCGACAAGAACUUACCUGCGUUGCCACAACAAGAUCGUGGUCAGAUCCUCAGUAUGUCACAGUCUGACAUUCCACGGGAGGCUUCCUCUUCCAACGGAUCAAAGGGUGGAUUCAAAUGGUGGUGGAAAGGAGGAAAGAAGGAGGCAGAAAGGCGCAAAUCGCUCGGAAUAGGCAGUAGCCGUACUUCGUACCAUGUUGACGAGCUUUCGUCGGGAUUGCAAGGAGUAACCAUCGGGAACAACGGGCCUCGCGCUUCGUCUGCAAGAUCAGAAAAUUUCAGCAACAGUCUUAAAUUUCCCGAUACUGUUGGCGGGAACAUCCAUACCGAUCCUUCCGGGAGGAAGCGAACACCUCCGCCUCCUCCUAUACCCCCUCGACCCGAAAUUUCCACUUCUACCUCUAUGAGAACGCCCGUGACAUCGUCAUCUACAUCGAGAACUAGCCCUACCAAACUCUACCGAAAAUACGAUCCGCCUCCUAUACAGGUACCCGCCCACCUGCCGGAUCUGUAUAGCUCACCGACGAGGUCGAGCCGACUCCAGGAAUCUGAAACACCGUCACAGCACAUGCAUCAUAGCCGUUCGCAGCCGACAUUACUUGCUACACAAGCCCAACAAAGGUACUCUGCUCCGCAGCAACCAUAUCUACCGCACUCAAGCACGACUCCGGAGCUCACCUCGUCGAGACCGAUUGUAGGCCCGCAACCGCCGCACUCCCAGGGACCUCGCACACCGCACGAGUACAGGUCAUCUGCAUUAUCACCUACCCAUCGAGACAAUCUGGCCGACUCUGCCAGAUACCGAUCUCCACCAUCUUCGCAACGAUAUGACAAGCUACCGCCGCGCUUUCAGCCACCUACGACCCCUACGUCGAACCGCACGAGCACUUCCCAUCUGGGCACCCCGGCCUCGAACUCAGGUUCUCCUGCUCGGCCUGGAACUACCGGUACAUCUCGUCAAUGUUCCGGUUUCACGCGACUAGGAAGGAGAUGUAAACGGAUGGUCAAGACUGCAGCACCUUAUGCGGCGCUAGUAGAUGGACAGCUGGAAAUCAUCAACAAGCCAAUAGCUGCUUUGGGUAGCCCUUCGUCGAUUCGGAAUGACGGUCGCGGUGUCGUUGCUGACGCUGGUGAUACAACGAUCGAAGAGGAACCUCGAUAUUGUCGGGAUCACGUCAAGCAGAUCUGCGAUGCCGAAGGAUUCUAUUGGAAGGGACAGAGAGGAGACAAAUGGAUCAGGUUUUCGGAUUGGAUACCGGAUGAGCUGGAAGAACAGAGUAAAGUGUUGUUACGGUUGACGAUGGAGAGCGCUUUAACGAGCAGAGAAUGCGAAGGAUAUAUUUACGCCUACGAAUUACGAGAUUUACAAACGGAUAAAAUCGCCUACUACAAGGUAGGCCGAACAGACAACGUGACGCGGAGGCUUGACGAGUGGAAGAAGCGCUGCACGUCCCAUCAUCCGACUUUGCGCGAUAUCUUUCCGCUUCAAGACGAGGGGCCGGGUCACUCCAUGCUGCCGGGUGCAAUGGGAGGUGGGAUUGAAAGCGAUGGUGCGGCACGACCGACGUGUCCCGCAGUCAAGCGAUUGGAACGGUUGGUGCAUAUCGAAAUGGCGGCGCAUUCUGCCCAGAGUACUGGCAAUCACUUCAGAAGAACAAGAUACGACUGCUUAGACUGUCAAACAUCGCAUCAAGAAAUCUUCCCGAUCACCAGGGUACUGAAGGAUCCGCACCAGUUGGAUGCUGCAGGGUGGGAGUACGAACAGGUGGUCAAGACGGCAAUCUUGCGGUGGGAAGCCUUUGUGCGAGAGAUUAUGACCUGAAAGUUUGCGUUUAAUGUCCCGUUAUCGGGCCAUAGAUACUAGCGAGUCGUGGUCAGAUACGAUUGUAAUACCACGGCCGAAAGGCUGCAUCGCUUCACGUUUAACCGAUACGGCAUGUUCGUGCAUGCGAGACCCG
Filobasidium floriforme is the source of this 2199-nucleotide messenger RNA. RefSeq lists its product as uncharacterized. The record is from RefSeq and is a predicted model, not a curated record. Bases 138 to 2063 code for a protein of 641 amino acids. The transcript is spliced from 6 exons. Lineage: Eukaryota; Fungi; Basidiomycota; Tremellomycetes; Filobasidiales; Filobasidiaceae.